AUUUUUGUUCCAAUGCAGGCGUGGAUGAGCAUGGAGAACCGUGUCAUAGCAGCAUGUACAAAAAUAUGUGGAGCAACAUCUUUAAAGAGACUAUGGAAUAUCCGGAUUAUACUUUCGAAAAGCAUUUUGGGAAAUCCACACCUUCAUUCCCGCCACGCCCCGUCAUCAGAGACUAUCUGGAAGGUCGCUGGACAAAAGGCUCAAACACAGAUCUAAAACAAUAUAUUGAGUUCAACACAGCUGUACGAUUCGUGAAGUUCUGUGAUGACAAAAAUGAAUUUACUGUUACAGUAAACAAUCUAAAUACAGGUGAUACGAGAGAAGAGAUAUUUUCUCAUGUUAUUGUUGCCAGCGGAAUAUUCAGUACGCCUAAUAUACCGGAAGUGAACGGCAUUGAGAAUUUCCAGGGCCGCAUACUUCAUUCACAUGAUUUUCGUGAUGCACGAGAAUUUGCCGGUCAAAAAGUUUUGCUCAUCGGUGCUGGGUUUUCUGGGGAAGAUAUAGCCCUUCAGUUGCUUAAGUAUGGAGGAGAACGAGUUUUGUUAUCGUACAAGAAUAUUCCAAAGAGCUAUACGUGUAAACUGCCAGAUGGUAUAGAAGAGCGCCCAAUGAUGGAACGGUUCGACUCCCAAAGAGCUUAUUUCAUAGACCAGUCGUGUGCAGAUAUUGAUGCAGUCAUACUUACAACAGGCUAUAAAAAUUAUUUUCCGUUUCUUGAAGGAAGGUUUCGGAUAUGUGAAGAAACGCAUCUUUACCCAGAAGGGCUUUAUAAAGCUGCACUGUAUUUCCAAGCGGGAAAUAACAGACUGUUCUACGUAGGGGUACAGGAGCCACUAGUAACAUUUCACAAAAUCGAAGUUAUUGCCAACUGGACGGUCAAGUUUAUCAUGGGUCAGCUCAAAGACGAGCCAAAAUCUCAAGCGGAAAUGGAAGCAGAUGCCGAUUGCUGGCGCAAAAAAGUCAAUGCAAUCACUUGCUUAUCUGACGUUGCUCAUGUAGAGAUGGAUCUCAUUGAACAUCUCACAGAACUUGGAGGGUACAACAAAGAAAUCCUAAAAAUAAGACUAAUGAUUUUGCAAUUGUUCAGAGAUAGAAAAGAAACUCUUGGACUAGCCAAAUACAGGGACGCUUCUUACAGAAAUAUUCACAGUGAUGAAAUGGCUCCGAAACAAACGCCAUUCAUGAAAAACUUUGACGAGAGUAUUGAUGGGUACGUUAACUGUAAACUUAAGAUAUAAAGGUGACUCGUUCAAACCUUUUAGGUGAAUUAUUUUCUAUCACAAUUCUAUAAAAUAUUGGUACCGUGAAACUGAACAAUGAUACAAACUUACUGGCACAUGAUUUUACAAAACAUCCUAAC
Messenger RNA from Mercenaria mercenaria, 1360 nucleotides. RefSeq lists its product as uncharacterized. Gene Ontology annotation, molecular function: NADP binding; N,N-dimethylaniline monooxygenase activity; flavin adenine dinucleotide binding. The transcript is spliced from 3 exons. The coding region runs from base 54 to 1238 and encodes 394 amino acids. Lineage: Eukaryota; Metazoa; Mollusca; Bivalvia; Venerida; Veneridae. The record is from RefSeq and is a predicted model, not a curated record.